UCGAGAGUGGGCGGCAGUGUAUUGUUUUGUCUGUGACGGUGGUCUGCGAGAUACAUAAUUUGACAUCUGCAACUAAGAAAUAGUUAUAUAAAUUAUCGCCAAUUAUUUAUAUUGUCCAUAGAUUGUCAGGAAAUGUAGAACAAGAGGAGAAGAGAAGUAGCCAAUCGACGGGGAGGAUCCCCUCGCCGGGGCGCUGCUGUCGCCGCCGACUAUUUUUAGCUGUUGGCCGGUGGGAAGGUUAUAAUCAUGGCAGCUUCAACGCCAGAGCUAAUUUUAGCCUGGCUCAGAGCACAGUGGAGAGCAAUGGCUGAGCAGCUGGACGAUUUUAUUUGCAGCUUUGACCCUCCAGUUCCUGAGGGAAUGGAUGCCUUGACUGUUGUUGUGCUUGGUUGGGUAGUGUUCUGUGCUGUGCUUGCACUUUUAGUGCAUUUUUUCAAGAAUUAUAAAAGUGUUCAAAGUGCUGGUGCGGAAUCAGUGUCCUUGCAAGGAGGAAGUGAUUCUGAACUAAGAAAGAAUGUGUUGUUGCCUAACAAUGCCAGUGGAAAGGCAACAAGUGCUCCCAUUGUGCCAAAUUCUGGAAAAAGUGGUGGACUUGACUCAGUGGAUUCCAGCUUCAUAUCAAGAGUACAAUCAUCUAAGCCAUUCAAGGAGGCAGUUGCUAAUAGAAGGCGAUCACCUUCCCCAACAAGAGCGGUCAAGAUCCCGUACGUGUCAGGUGCGCCUGUGGCAAACGGUGAAAUUGAUGAUGAGGUGUUGUGGGUGAAUAAUGUGAUCAACUGGAUAUAUGGAAGAGCAGAAGUUAGGAACAGCAUCUCACAGGCAUGGCUUGCAGCACUCAACAGUCAUGCUAUGAAAAUGUCAAAAGAGGCGGGGAUCAAUCUGCACUUCGUCAACAUUCGGCCGGAGACGGAGCGGGCCGAGUUCUCAAACGUGGUGGUGGAGCACGGCCCUGACGAUACCAUGACGAUCACGGCGGACGCCUCGGCAUGUCCUCUGCUCACCACCCGCGUCACCUACGAGCAGGACGGCCGCACGCGCUCGGCCACCUACGCCACCACCGUGCAGAAGCUGCGCGGUCGAAUCAACGUGGCCGCUCUGACCCACCAGGCCAUGGCCAUCGGCAAGUUCGACGGAUGGCCAGAGGUUCAACUCCUCCUCGAGCCGACCAGUGACAGCGGUCGGAGCUCUGCCCUCGAGGAGCAGAUCCGACAGGAGGGCGCCAGGGAGGUGGUCACCGGGUGUCUGAGGGACGCCGUCGUCGAUCUCAACUUUGGCCAGGAGGCCGACUUUCCGCCGUUCGUCCGCACCGAAGAGCCUGAACGAGUCCGCAGUCUGUCCCGGGACCGGCCCGAAGCCAAUGGCGGCGAGCGGAUGACACGGCGACUUCUGGUCAAGGUUGUGAAAGCGGCCGGACUCGGUGCCAGCAAAGGCUGCAAGGAACCGUACUGCGAAAUUGAAAUGGACGAGCCGCCGCAAAAGUUCCAGACCGAGACGCGACUGGACACCGACCAUCCGUUCUGGGAUGAGGCAUUUGUGUUUGACCUGUCUCCCAACACGAGUGAGCUGCUGUUCGAGGUGUUCGACAAGCAGAAGGCGCGCGACACCAACUUCCUGGGCCUGGGUAUAGUGGGCAUCGAGGAGCUGCUGGUGAAUCCCAGUCAGCGCCAGAUUAUACCGCUGCUCUCCAGGCCCUACGAGCAGGACCCCGUCUCCGGAUCGCUCACCGUCGAGUUUCUGUUUGUGGACGAGCACGGUGCGCCGGUGGAGGAGGGUGGGCUGCCACACCGGUCACCCAUACCUCGGAGCGGCUCCUGCACUCGGGGGAGAUCCUGCAGACGACGCGUACCACCUACACGCGCCAGAGG
Amphibalanus amphitrite is the source of this 1865-nucleotide messenger RNA. RefSeq names its product phospholipid transfer protein C2CD2L-like. The annotation marks the transcript as partial. The record is from RefSeq and is a predicted model, not a curated record. NCBI's taxonomy places the organism in Eukaryota, Metazoa, Arthropoda, Thecostraca, Balanomorpha, Balanidae. The transcript is spliced from 8 exons.